Molecule: messenger RNA, 465 nt
Organism: Protopolystoma xenopodis
Lineage: Eukaryota; Metazoa; Platyhelminthes; Monogenea; Polystomatidea; Polystomatidae
Source: the annotation of a GenBank genome assembly
AUGGGACCGCCGUCGUCUUCUGGUGGAACCGACCUUGGAAUCUCUUCACCCGACACUUCCACUCGAAAUGGAACUGGUGUGAAGCGUGCUGAAGAAUUGUACAAUUUGCAUUUUCAACCUGACAACGGCCGGUUUGUCGGGCGACCUGACGGCCAAGAAUCAGAAUAGAAGCGAGUGCUGCCACGUCGUGACGAUAAAAUCUGGAUGAAUGAAGCAGCGGAGAAACCAUUCGCUACUGCCUCGAGAAGAGCCAAGCGACUGAGCUGUGUGUGGCCCAUGGGCAAAUGUCAGCCGGUCAAGUUCGCCCGAGUCGCUGACUCCCGUUUGCCACGGAUGCCCAACAGUCGUUCCCACUUUGCCCGCCUUCCCUUGUACCCUCUUCACGACAGCUCAUCACUUACUCGUCUCGAACUAGAUCCACCGGUCUGGAAACCGCAAAACGACAUCUUUGAUCCGAUUCCGUGA